This is a messenger RNA of Exaiptasia diaphana, 8516 nucleotides long. RefSeq lists its product as uncharacterized. Bases 451 to 8139 code for a protein of 2562 amino acids. NCBI's taxonomy places the organism in Eukaryota, Metazoa, Cnidaria, Anthozoa, Actiniaria, Aiptasiidae. Gene Ontology annotation, molecular function: ligand-gated monoatomic ion channel activity; protein binding. The record is from RefSeq and is a predicted model, not a curated record. The transcript is spliced from 23 exons. Gene Ontology annotation, cellular component: membrane.
UUAUACYUCAGCGUGAAAGAAUUGCCAAUAUUUCACCCGAAUCUUUUUAGCCUUAAUGCUGAUAUUAUUGUGUUUAAUUAGCUCUUAUUGACCACACUCUGAAUAACACUUUAUGUUGAGUGUUACGCAUGAUAUCGACUCAUCCUGGAGAUUUCUUUUCGAAUGCAACACAAGAUGAUUUAAAAACGGAACCGAAACCUAAAUGAUUGUAUUGUCUGGACACAAACAUCUUUUAAUGCAUAUUGCUGCUGUGCUAUAAAGUUCGUCUCCACUCGACAUUAGAAGACCAAAGAGAAUACGUUGAAUAUAAUUCCAGUGUUGAAGAAAGUACAAGGAAAAGCUCUGAUAAAGAUGGAAAAACCCACAAUUCCUGCAUGGUGAGCCAUACUUAAUAAGCAUAGUCCAAGAGCGAUGGGGACUUAGAUCACUCUACCAAGCUGGCGCUUUAAAAUGAAGGAAACAAAACCAGUUCUCGCCGUAAUAAUAACUUUAUUGUGCUGUAACCGUUCACUUCUAGCAUCUAUACUUAAGGAAAAAGCAAGACCGACGCUUGACAUCGAAUGGUACAACCAAACGUACAGCUACUGGCCGUUUGAGUAUGAAUCCGCUUUCUGGAAUGAUCGCGUUGCAAGAGACUGGAGGGGAACGAAUAAUGGCAAAAUCAAGGGAACUGUAAAAUCUAUUCCAGGAGUUGUCGGCACUGCAAUUCACCUUUAUGGACAAACUUCGUCAAUCGAUUUCGGUCUCCUCCCUGGUACAUGUUUCAACGAUCCAAUGUCGUGUACCACUGGAUUUGCAAUAACUUUCUGGCUCAGAAUUCCAAAUUUCCAAGGAAACAAGAUCAUUAUCCAGAUGGCUAAAAAUCGUAAUUCACGUGGUUUGACGGUGUGGACCCGAAGGCAGAAAAAGAAGAAACUCAAUUUCAGCGUCAAUGGGAAAGAUAGAAAGUAUCACUUAGUAGCAAACUGGACCUAUGAGCACUGGACCCAUGUUUCUAUCGUAUGGUCUCGAGAUCCAGACGCUCUGAAAGUCUACUUUAACUGCACUUUGAAUCAAAUUGUGAAGAAACCKGUAACRAAUUCCAAAAAGAGUUCCAUAGAAACUGUUAAAAUGAUGUUUGGGGCAAGUCAAGGGAAUAAGAAACAUUCCAGGGURCAGCUAGAUGAGCUUGCAAUUUGGAACAGAACGAUAAAGCCUGAAGAAAUUUGUGGAAUAGUACGAAUAAGAACAGUGCAUGGUGGCUAUAGUGAAUGGUCCAAGUUUAGUGAAUGCAGUCAGACCUGUGGUAAUGCGACUAAGAUAAGAACGCGCAAUUGUACAAAUCCUGUACCAAAACAUAGAGGCAGAGAUUGUUCACUUCUUGGACCAGAUCAUGAAAUACAAUACUGUAAAAUGCCUCAUUGUCCAGUCCAUGGUGGAUAUGAGUGGACAACAUUUUCGAGAUGUACAGAAAGUUGUGGUACUGGAGAAAAGUACCGYCAUCAAACGUGYACAAAUCCUAAACCUGCACAUGGCGGAAGAGAAUGUUCACCGUCUCCACUAAAAGAAACCCAGGCUUGCAAUACAAACCCUUGUCCUGUAGAUGGCAAAUUUACUGCAUGGUCCGAAUACAGCAACUGCACUAAGUCUUGCGAGAAUGGAACAAAGUUUCGGUAUCGUAAUUGCACGAACCCUGCACCACAGCACGGAGGGCGAAAAUGCCAGGGGGCAACUUUAGAGGUUAUUGAAUGCAAUACUCACAAAUGCCCCAUUAAUGGUGGCUUCACACAGUGGUCGAAMUUCACGGAAUGUUCGAAAUCGUGCGGGAAUGGCACAAAGUUUCGGUAUCGUAAUUGUACGAACCCYAUUCCAAAAUUUAAUGGAAAGAACUGYGUGGAUUAUUUAGGKCCGGACAACGAGACUAUUUUAUGCAACACCCACUAUUGUYCCAUCGAUGGUGGGUUUACUAACUGGACAGAAUUUAGUAACUGCUCGAAAUCAUGCGGRAAAGGCACUAGAUUUCGCUACCGCAAUUGCACCAAUCCAUCUCCCCAACACGGAGGGAAGAAUUGCUCUGGAAAAAAUUAUAUAGUAGAAUUAUGUAACACACAUAAAUGCCCAAUCGAUGGUGGCUACACUGAUUGGUCGAAUUUCACUGAAUGCACAGUGUCAUGCGGUAAUGGCACAAAAUCUAGACAUAGAAAUUGCACAAAUCCUGUUCCUAUGCACAAUGGAAAGGAUUGUUCACUAUUGGGGCCAGCAAAGGAAACCCAAUUAUGUAAUACUCAUCACUGUCCAAUACACGGUCAAUAUACACAAUGGUCACAAUUCACUAACUGUUCGAAAUUGUGCGGAAAUGGCACUAAAUACCGCUUUCGUAGUUGCACCAAUCCUGUUCCKCAGUAUGGUGGUAAUAACUGCUCUGAAUUUGGGGAUAGUAUAACGAUUGUUGCAUGUAAUGUUCAUGAAUGYCCUAUUCAYGGCGGCUUCUCUUCCUGGUCAAAUUUCACAGAAUGUUCUAAAUCGUGCGGAAAUGGAACYAAGUAUAGAACUCGCAAUUGCACUAACCCAGCUCCAAAGCACGGUGGUAGAAACUGCUCUGGGUCUUUAAAUGAGACCUUGUUUUGCAAUUCGUUUCCUUGUCCUAUUGACGGGGGCUACACCGAAUGGACAGAUUUYAGUAAUUGCACAAAACCAUGUGGCAAYGGAACAAGGUUUCGAACUAGAGAGUGUACAAAUCCACCACCACRACACGGUGGAAAAGAGUGCUCCAUUCUAGGAGCUGAAAUAGAGACURCUUUUUGCAAUAGGCACUUUUGUCCUAUUAACGGAGGCUAUACUGAAUGGUCAAGUUAUAGCGAAUGUUCCAAAACAUGUGGCUAUGGGGAGCAAGUCCGCCUCCGUCAUUGUACUAACCCUACCCCACAGCACGGUGGUGAGGAUUGUAGUUCGCUUGGAGCACCGAAACAAGAGAGAGAGUGCAUGGAGAGAGAAUGUCCAAUUCACGGUGGAUAUAGCCCAUGGUCACCAUUUGGGAAAUGCUCAAAAUCAUGCGGUUCUGGUACAAAAACACGAACGAGAACAUGCACAAAUCCCGUACCAAAACACGGUGGAAAACCAUGCACUCAUCUUGGGUCUAAUUAUGAAAUAAGAAACUGCAAUAGGCACUCAUGUCCGAUUAACGGCCGAUACACACCAUGGUCAAGUUUUAAUAAAUGUUCAAAAUCAUGCGGGUCUGGGGUUCAAAGUAGAUAUAGAACUUGUACAAAUCCAGCACCACAGUUCGGGGGUCAAAAUUGCUCUCGGUUCGGGUCUAGUAUUGAAACAAGAACGUGUAACACCAAUUUUUGUCCAGUACACGGGAAUUACUCGGAAUGGUCAAACUUUACUACUUGUUCGAAAUCAUGCGGUUCUGGGGUUCAAAGUAGAUAUAGAACUUGCACAAAUCCAGCACCACAGUUUGGGGGUCAAAAUUGCUCUAGUUUUGGAUCUAGUAUUGAAACAAGAACGUGUAACACCAAUUUUUGUCCAGUACACGGGAAUUACUCGGAAUGGUCAAACUUUACCACUUGUUCAAAAUCAUGUGGGUCUGGGGUUAAAAGUAGAUAUAGAACUUGCACAAAUCCAGCACCACAGUUCGGGGGUCAAAAUUGUUCUAGUUUUGGACCUAGUAAUGAAACAAAAACGUGCAACACCCAUUUUUGUCCAGUACACGGGAAUUACUCGAAAUGGUCAAACUUUACCACUUGUUCGAAAUCAUGCGGGAAUGGAACGCUUUUCCGAAAGAGAWUUUGCAACAACCCGGUUCCUAAACAUGGGGGAAGCAAUUGCUCCCAUUUAGGGCCAGCAAUGGAUAUACGACAAUGCAAUGUCUUUCCAUGUCCAAUAGAUGGCAGGUACACUUCAUGGAGUUAUUUUUCAACGUGUGAUAAAAGCUGCAAUAAUGGUACUAAGUUUAGAACUAGAAAUUGUUCUAAUCCUUCUCCACAAUAUGGAGGUAGAAAUUGCUCCAAAAUUGGACCUUCUAUUGAARUAGUSUCUUGCUUUCUUAGACACUGUCCAAUUCAUGGGCAAUUCGGGAAUUGGUCCGAGUAUGGACCAUGCUCGAAGUCUUGUAACAUAGGUAUAAGAAAUAGAACAAGAAUGUGUGAUUCUCCGAGGCCCCAAUACGGUGGAAGCGCCUGCGAAGGAGCAUCGAUGCAAACAACGGUAUGCAAUAUACAUCCCUGUCCUAUCCACGGCAAUUAUACAGCUUGGUCGGAGUUUUCGCCCUGCUCAACAUCUUGUGAUGGAGGAGUUAUGAUAAAAACUAGAAACUGUACAAAUCCUGAACCAAUGCAUGGUGGAAGAAACUGCAGUCAACUUGGAGAGUCGAAAUUAAUACGCAAAUGUAACACUCAACGUUGCCCAGAUAUUGUAUUUAACAUAACGCUCAAUUUAACCCGCCAAACGUGGAGAAACAGUCUGGCAAGCCCUUCAAGUGAAGCGUUCAUGAGUCUGAAGUAUUCCAUCCAAACCCAAAUURAAGSUUUGUACGSARRGCAAAAGAAGAUAUCAAAGGUUGAAGUGUGGAGGAUAAGGAAAGGCAGUGUGUUAGUAGACAUUCUUCUCAAGUACUACAGUGAACUAUACAAGGGUAUAACCGUUCUCCAAGACGCAAUAUACAGGAAGAAACAACUGGGCAACUUUCAAGUGUCACCAGUACGUCUCUUCACAGAAGAUGUCCCUUUUGCAGCACCACGAAAUGUUUCAGGUCACAACAGCAGUUCCUCCAGCAUCUUCCUGUCAUGGGAACCAGUCUCUCRCGGAUUUACAAACGGAAACAUAACCGSCUAUCGAAUCAGUUACACACAAGCUAGUACUGCUARUACYAGGKUACCACGUGAMAUCUCUAAAGAACWCACAGAAAGUGUCCUKGUACCAAAUCAACUGAACUAUGUCGUCAAAGAUUUGAAGCAAUUUGCUGACUAUGAAUUUCGUGUUGCUGCCAAAAAUCAGCGAGGGAUUGGUGUGGAUAGUGAUCCAGUUGUCAUAAGAACAGACCAAGGCAAGCCUUUCAAACCGCCACCAUCACUGAACGCCCAGAACACAAGUUCCCAAAAUGUAACUGUUUACUGGUCUGCUAUUCCCGAACAAGAUAUACCUGGAUAUCUCCAAGGAUACCACAUAUAUUAUAGCCCUGCAGAAAAUAAAACCGCAAAGAAGAACAUCAUGUCAGUUGAUCGCGAUGAAAGAAGUGUACWGCUCACAGAUCUCGAAAAGUACACUUUGUACACGAUACAUGUCAGYGGCUUUACCAUCAAAGGAGACGGACCCAUUGCAAAGACGCACGUGCGAACAGACGAAGAUGUACCCAGUAAACCUCCCCAAAACGUGACUGCACAGAAUACCAGCUCCACGAGCAUCAUGGUUAAGUGGAGACCGAUACCAAAACAGUUUGUACAUGGAAUACUUCGAGGCUACAACAUUAGCUAUCACGUGACAGAGAAGUCUYCCGUAAUCGAGUGGGAGUGGGUAGACGUCCAGGGGACUUUAACACAGGGACGAAUUAACGGUUUGGAGAAAUUUACAGAAUACGUCGUUCAGGUUAGCGCUUACACAGUGAAGGGAGAAGGGCGGCCAUCAAAGGCAGUGAAUGUCUGGACUGAUGAAGAUGUUCCUGAUGCAUUUCCAACCAACUUGACCGGUUUCAACACAAGCUCUACAGAGUUGUACCUUGAAUGGUCACAUUUAAAAGAUAAAGAAUGGAAUGGUCGAGCAGUUGGAUACAAGAUAUUCUUCAAUGCCAAAAGAGGAUACAAAAAACAAGAAGUGACAAUAAACGCGCACACUUCGCACACCACAUUGGAUAAACUUCUUAAAUUCACAUGGUACAAAAUUCAAAUUGCUGCUUUCACAAGCAAGGGCUUGGGACCAAGAUCUCCGGAAAUUGAAUUGCGAACGUCUGAAGAUGUUCCAAGUAGAUCAGUCAUAGAGGUCAAAGCAAGAUUCACUAGUCACACAAGCCUUCUUGUAGAAUGGAAAUCGAUCCCYACCAAAUACAUUCAUGGMAUUUUACGAGGCUUUAGAAUYGAAUACUGGGUUGCUGCUAAUAACAAAGACCAGAAAAKGAAGAAAACAGGAUCCAAAGCUCGAAGUUUGGAGCUGAAGAAACUAUUGAUUUACACCAAAUAUGCCAUACAAAUUCUAGGAUUUACUUCAGCUGGAGAAGGAGAAAAAAGUUACAUCGUUUACGCAACUACAGAUCAAUAUACACCAGGAGCACCCCCACAAAAUCUACAAGCUUUCAACAAAAUCAGCCCAACCAAGAUCCUCGUCCAGUGGGAGCCAAUCAAAAAGCCUUACGAUGUCCAUGGCAUUCUGCUCGGAUAUAAAGUCUACUACAAACCAGUGCAGGUGUCAAAUCAGACCAUCGAAGAGCCACAACUCUUUAGAGAGAUAGUUAUAGAAAAACCUAAUCAGAUUUCUUUAGAAAUAAGGAAUUUGAGUGCAUUUACACGGUAUCGUAUUUACGUGCUGGCGUUCACUAUAAAAGGAAAUGGAGUACCGACUAAGUCCAUUUUGGCAGAGACGUGCAACUGCCACCGAAUGCUUCACACCAAUUGGUGGCCCAGCCCGCCAUACGUGGAAAAACCAGGUUCACUCAAUAAUUCAGGAAUCAUUCCACCAGUCUUAGAGAACGCAGUUAAGAGAUGUUGUSAAGACUGUGCCGAAUUUGGGGAAACAAAAGUUAAUUACACGAAAACACCAUAUGGCAAGUCAGCCAUGAAGAAAGGGCUGCAACAAUUCAAGGAAAAUAUCGACGACGGAGAAUUGAGUUUUCCUGUGUAUGGCUUCAUGGAUCAAAAAGUUUAUUCAGGSUCGUAUGGUUUUGCUCCUUUGGUCAAGUCCCCAGGAGUAGCGAUGAUUAUUAUCGGAGAUGAAGAAGGMACGGCWGCGAUGAUGCUGAUUAGGUCGAUUAUACUGUGCUGGCCGAUAGUCUUUCUUGAUAUUAUGCUGCUUUGGRUUCUUAGUAUCCUUAUCUGGUUCGUGGAAACAUUCAACAAUUCUCGACACUUUCCACAUAACAUGCUACAAGGAACAUGGGAAGGAAUGUGGUGGGCGUUUGCUUCCAUGACAACACUCGGUUAUGGAGACCGCAUUCCUCGGACACCCAUGGGUCGCAUUAUUGGUAUCAUAUGGAUCCUAAUUGGAGUAAUUCUAAUUGCAUGUUUCAACUCUACCAUGACUUCCGUCCUUACUUCUCGCAUAUUAGACAAAGAAAGCAUGUUAUAUGGGACCAAGAUUGCAGCCAUUCAAAACUCAUCCGAAUACAGAUUUGCUGUGCGAAAAAAUGCCAAUGUCAACCCUAACGGUAAAAAGUACUCGAAUCUAGAUGAAAUAUACCAAGCACUGACCAAACGUGAAGUGAAAGGUAUUCUGAUAGAUGCCUAUACAGCAGGAAGCAGAGCCGAACUCUUUAACCGAUCAGACAUUAGAAUCAGUAAGCUGUACGACUACUCGUCCGCGUAUGGAGUCGUCCUUGGAGGUGAAAGCAAAAAGCUACAAAAGUGCUUCCAUAGCUAUCUCAAUGAACAUCGCUCAUUUGUAUCUGAAAUAAUCCAGAAAAACACGAAGACUAUCAAGGAAUCAGGCAGGGCAUUGAGUGUACAGAGGUCACAGGGUCUCUUUGACCCCAGAUUUCCAACUUAUCUCAAGUCAGUCAUCGUCUGUGCUUCAAUACUGAUCCUGCUAUUUCUAGUUGGAGCAAAAUUUUCUUGUGCAAAGAAAUUUGGAUGGAUUGCAAGUACAGGGAAGUCAAAAAAGUACCAACGAGCCACAACACACGAAAUGCUUCUCGACAAAAAGAUGUUACGCAAUGAAAUGUCAUUCAUUGUUGAGGUAUUUUUUAGAAACUGUCAACAGCGAAUGGCCUACCUAAAGUACAAACACCUAAAAGAACUACAACUACUUACAAAACUUAAAAAGGAACAUGACUACGGACCUGUACAGAAAGGAUCAUUCACAAAGAAUAAUUUGUGGUCUGUCCAGUGCAACCCUAAAGGAAAUAUGUUUUCUUCAAUAUUGUUUAAGAGACAUCAAAAUGUAAGAAGUGGCCAAGCAAAUGGCUUCUCAUUCAAAGGAUUUAAAAAGUCGAGAGAAAAGGAGACAAUAGUCUGAUAUUCAACGUAUUUUUGAUAGAAAGAUAUUCGUUCAUUUAUACUAAAAAGUAGCUAAUAAUAAUAGACUUGCUUACUUUGAUAACUGCCAAAAAUCCUGAUCAAUCAUUAUUAUUAUUAUAAUAUUGUGAAGAGUUAUUGUUGUCCUGAAGAAUUGCUAAAGAUUACAGUAAGAAAGGUCAGAGAGAUGUGCAUAACAUAACUCCUUCAUUAUUAUACCUCAUAGAAACUUUGAAUUUUUAUGAAACACUGGACAAGCAUUUGUUGAUCAAGUAACAUCUCCACAGAGAAGAAAACUUGUGAAUGUUUGAAAAAUAAUCUUUAAAAUUAAGACAAAAUCUAAAUCCUUGAAUACUAAUAAAGUGAACAGUUUUACAA